UGUGAAGAACUCGAAAGGUGAAACAACCUGAAAUCCAUGCAGUAGUGAUUGAGGGGUAAGAAAAAUGGCGCAACCAAAUUCCAAAAUCGUAACACUUGAAGAAGAAUGAAUCAUAUCUUCUUCAGUUCUGUGGUCACUAGUUGUCGGCACUCAUCAAAAAACCAAAACACAUAUAAACCAACUGUUUCUGAUAAGUCUAAACCUAUAAUAUAAUUCCCCCAAAAAUCUCCACAAACAUGAAAACAGACCACCACAGAAGACUCUCAUCACCUUCCUUAAACCCCACCUUUAUCAAAGCAGCAAAACCUGCCGCGUAUUUUAUCCUACUUCUGCUAACCUACGCCCUAGGUUACCUAUCCCAUCAACCUUCUCCCACCACAUUAUCUUUAUCACCCUCACAAUCAUCGUUGUCAAAAUCGUCAUCAUCUUCGUUAUUACCGUCACCACCACCACCUAUGUUAUUGUCGCCACCAAUUAUACACUUUUCGAUUAACGCCACCCAGUUGAACCCCUUCCGAGUCACAACUCGCUGCGCCCAUCCAAUCCCGCCGGAGACAGUCCGCCGGACGCUCGUCGACCGCCUCUUCAACGGCACCUCGCCGUACGAUAACUUUCCGCCGCCCCACGCGGCGGCGAAGCUCCGGACGUCGCAGGUGAAGGGGUGGGGCUCCAACGGCGCCGUUUUCGAGAACGUCAUCCGGCGCGUGCGGCCGAAGAUCGUGGUGGAAGUGGGCACGUUCCUGGGCGCGUCGGCGAUUCACAUGGCCGGGUUGACUCAGCGACUCGGCCUGGAGACUCAGAUCCUCUGCGUGGACGACUUUCGCGGCUGGGCCGGGUUCAAGGAGCGGUUCGGUAAAAUCCCGAUGGAAAACGGUGACGUUUGGCUUUAUUACCAGUUCCUUCAGAACGUGGUUACUUUUAAGCACUCCGAAACGGUUUUACCCGUUCCGUUUUCUAGCGGGUCGACCCUGAUGUUGCUAUGCGAGUGGGGCGUGAUGGCGGAUUUGGUUGAGAUCGAUGCGGGCCACGAUUUUUUGUCCGCUUGGGCCGACAUAAACCGCGGUUUUCGGAUCCUCCGACCCGGUGGGGUUAUUUUCGGGCACGAUUAUUUCACUGCUGCGGAUAAUAGAGGGGUUCGGAGAGCCGUUGAUUUGUUCGCCAAAGUCAACCAUCUGAAGGUUACUGUUGAUGGUCAACAUUGGGUCAUUUAUACUUCCUAAUGUGCAUGUGGGAGUAGAUAUAGUUGAUAGUUGAAACUUGAAAGUUACAAUUCAUAUACUGUUUAGGUUAAGAAAAUAAUUUUUCAUUAAAUAAGUUUAUACUAUUCUUGGGAUGUACAAUGAAGGUUCAUUUUUCAUUGGUCAAUGGUUCAAUAUCAAGCUUUAGUUUUA
Molecule: messenger RNA, 1391 nt
Organism: Cajanus cajan (pigeon pea)
Lineage: Eukaryota; Viridiplantae; Streptophyta; Magnoliopsida; Fabales; Fabaceae
Product: S-adenosyl-L-methionine-dependent methyltransferases superfamily protein
Source: RefSeq, a predicted model, not a curated record